AUGGGAAGUAGCUACUCUGGUGUCUAGAUUGCUAUUGAUAAGUUUUAUUACGCAGAAGAAUUGGUGUCUGGCAAGAUUCUAAUUGAUAAAUCUAAAAUUAAUGCUAUUAAGAACCUCAUCAUUCGUAUCAGGGGGCAAGUCUCAUUGGAAAUAGAGGGGGAGUCUGUCUAAAGGGAAUUUUGCAUUUACGAAAGUAAGCUUGAGGAAGAAGAUCUGGUAACAAUCAGAAACUAGACUGGAGUUAUUGAAUUUGAAUUGUAGCUGUCCAAUAAUCUUCCGCCUUCUGUAUAUUACGAAUAAAUUAAAUCGAGGGGAGGGUUGUAGUAUCAAUUAGAGGUGGAAUUGAAUCCUGAUGGCAUAUUUGAUUUAGAAAUACUAAGGAAAAACUUAGAGAUACGAUAAUCAAUGCCAAAGGUUAAGGAAUUCAGUCUUGUCAAGGAACUAAAAUUGGAAUCAUUAUUCAGCAACUAUGGAGUAUCUUUAUGCCUUUAUUAAUCAAUAGACUCUUAGUAUGGAUGUGAAUGUCAAUGAAUAAUAAUUUCACAUUGGUUAAACUGCCGAAGUUACCGUAUUUGCAGAUAACACCCUUGGAUAAGUGGACAUUGAUUAUAUCACUGUUGAACAUGUUUAAGAAAUAUCAAUUAAGCCAUCUCACGUAUGGAUUUCAGAAGUUCAACUCAUUAACUCCUAGGCUAUUACGGGAGUUAAAGCCUUUCAGAAGUAUCAGAGUCCAAUUAAGGUAUUCUUGACCAUAACUGAUCCAAAUCAUAAGCUUAAACCUAAUUUACAUUUGGGAUUCCUGAAAAUCCAGAAUUACAUAAGGAUAUCAACGCCCUUCAGUAUAUUCUAAAUAGAUCCUAAAUUUCCAAAAAUUCCUAUUGAGAUUUGUAAAUUGGAAAGUAAAUGCUUGUAUUAAAGUGUUAACAUGAUCGAUUAAGUUAAAUUACCUAAGGUAAGAUAUGCGAUUAACAUAGAAAUUUGUCUUGAAACCAGUGGUUCUGAAACUAGAUGAUUUGGACAAGGACUUUGUGGAAUUCAAAACCUUAAGAGAUGUGAAAAAUUUGUUAAAUCACGUACGCAAAUGA
Molecule: messenger RNA, 1085 nt
Organism: Paramecium octaurelia
Lineage: Eukaryota; Ciliophora; Oligohymenophorea; Peniculida; Parameciidae
Source: the annotation of a GenBank genome assembly